UUGUCCCCAGUGUGUAGGAUAGUGCUCGUGUAGGGGGAUCGCUGGGCGGCGAGUAUUCGGUGGGCAGAAGGGCCUGUUUCCGCGCUGUGUCUCUAAAACUAAAGGAUGACAAACGACAGCUUUCUGGGACCGGACAGGACACGAACAGUGAGUGAGAGCGGCUUCUGAUUGGCGGAGCGAGCGAUUAUGAUUAGAUAUCCAAUCAGAGCGUUUACAGGAGAAGUGUCAUUAAACAUCUCACCGACCGUCCAAUGACGAUCCGCUCCUGCUCCAUCCCUCAUUAGCAUAGGGUGACGUCACUGCCUAUUUAAUCCGCGCACCGAGCGGUUUCUGGUCACUUCUGUGCAAAGAUCGUGUUUUGUUUUUGUGUUUGAAAUCCACCGAGGAAAUGCCUGAUCCGCCGAAAACCAAAGAUGCUGUAGGAUCUUUGCCGAAAACAGCCGCCAAGAAGGGCGCAAAGAAAGCUUUGCCGAAAUCCGCAGGUAAAGGGGGCAAGAAGCGCAGGAGGUCGAGGAAGGAGAGUUACUCCAUCUACAUCUACAAAGUGAUGAAGCAGGUUCACCCGGAUACCGGCAUCUCCUCCAAGGCCAUGGGCAUCAUGAACUCGUUCGUCAACGAUAUUUUCGAGCGUAUCGCGGGCGAGGCUUCCCGCCUGGCGCAUUAUAACAAGCGGGCGACCAUCAGCUCCCGAGAGAUUCAGACGGCCGUGCGCCUGCUUCUUCCCGGGGAGCUGGCCAAGCACGCCGUGUCGGAAGGGACAAAGGCGGUGACCAAGUACACCAGUUCCAAAUAAAGAUCCACACAUUGUUGAAAAAACAAACAAAA
Molecule: messenger RNA, 825 nt
Organism: Leucoraja erinaceus (little skate)
Lineage: Eukaryota; Metazoa; Chordata; Chondrichthyes; Rajiformes; Rajidae
Product: histone H2B-like
Exons: 1
Coding region: 389-793 (134 amino acids)
Cellular component (GO): nucleosome
Molecular function (GO): DNA binding; protein heterodimerization activity; structural constituent of chromatin
Source: RefSeq, a predicted model, not a curated record